AUGGACGACGACUUUGGUGCCGACGAAGACUUCCUAGCAGCCCUCGCAUCAUCGAACCCUGUCCCCGCACGCCCCCAGACUCAACCGCCUCGUCCUCGCCCCCAGCAGUCAACCCCCCAGAAAAUACAGCAACCGACACCGCAGCGGCUGGACAAAGCGCCGCCUACGAAUGCUUCAUCCCGCAGCAAAGUCGUUCAGCCGACGCCGCAAGCUCUUCCUCAGCGAGGAUCUGGAUCUGCCAUUCUCGUGUCCCCUCGCCAAAGGGGCAACCCAGUGCUUGCUUCGUUAAAGUCAAUGCCAUGGGAAUACAGUGAUAUUGUGGCCGACUACAGUCUUGGCCUGACGACAUGUGCGUUGUUUCUGAGUCUCAAAUACCACCGCCUCCAUCCCGAGUACAUCUACACGCGAAUCCGAAACUUGCAAGGCAAAUACAACCUGCGCAUCAUGUUGACCAUGGUUGACAUACCAAACCACGAAGAGGUACUGCGCGAGCUAUCCAAAACAUCACUGGUCAACAAUGUCACCAUCAUCCUCUGUUGGUCGGCUGCCGAGGCCGCGCGUUACCUUGAACUUUACAAGUCGUAUGAGCACGCCAACUUCAGCGCCAUUCGCGGCCAACAAGCGUCGACGUAUGCUGAAAAGCUUGUCGAGUUCGUCACCGUUCCCAGGAGCGUUAACAAGUCAGAUGCGGUCGCAUUGGUCAGCAACUUUGGCAGCUUGAAGAACGCCAUCAACGCAGAUCCCGAACAGAUCGGUAUCAUUGCCGGAUGGGGGGCUAUCAAGGUUAACAAAUGGGUCAGAGCUGUUGAGGAGCCCUUCCGAGCCAAGAAAUCCGCAAAACGACAGUUGGAUCGGACGGAAAACGCCGAGGGCGGAAGACCGGCUCGGAUAUCGAAGCUGGAUCAAGCCGUGCCUCUCAGCAGAGUACCGCUACGCGAAAUGGAAUCGAUUAGAGGGACCUCACAAGGUUCACCAGUGAUUGACAGGCUAGCUAGUAGCCAGGGGAAGUUGGAAACGGGCAAUCCUAACUUGGACGAUGAAGAAGAAAUGAUUGCUGCUGCCAUCGAAGAAUCGAAGCGGACAGCCGCGGUACACACAGCUGCACGGACACAGACACAGGUACAAGCGGAAGAAGCAGACGGUGAAGGCCCCAAGGGCGAUUUACUUCCAGGCGGAGUUGCUGCAGCACUCGCAAAGCUGCGGAAGCAGGGCUGA
Colletotrichum graminicola M1.001 is the source of this 1215-nucleotide messenger RNA. Its product is annotated as DNA repair protein rad10. Gene Ontology annotation, cellular component: ERCC4-ERCC1 complex; nucleotide-excision repair factor 1 complex; nucleus. NCBI's taxonomy places the organism in Eukaryota, Fungi, Ascomycota, Sordariomycetes, Glomerellales, Glomerellaceae. The coding region runs from base 1 to 1215 and encodes 404 amino acids. The transcript is spliced from 2 exons. The record is from RefSeq and is a predicted model, not a curated record. Gene Ontology annotation, molecular function: damaged DNA binding; single-stranded DNA binding. Gene Ontology annotation, biological process: nucleotide-excision repair; mitotic recombination; UV-damage excision repair.